UUUGGACUUCCUGUUGGUUUGUCUGCUGUUUUACUCUGUGGACAUUGUGAUGCCUCUGCAGAAGAGCAUGCAAAAGAUGGAGCAGAGCUCGUGCACAGAGGAUCGUAUCCAGCAUGUCCUAGAGCGUUGCCUUUGUGACCUCGGUCUUGAUACGCCUGACAAACAACUCUGGAACGCUGGGCUGUGCAUAAACCGCUGGUGUUUGGAGGAACUUGUGAAGAGAGAUCCCCACAACUUCCUCAUCCUUCUACAGAAAGUACUGAGGAAAACAAAUGAGGUGCUACAGAAGUGUCAGUAUGAACUGGUGGUGCCCCUCACUCUCCUGUUCUCCUCAACCCUCAUAAAAGCUCCUCAUCUGGCCCCAGACUCUGGCCUGCUGCAGGAGGCCUACCUGUUGUUCCAUAGUUUCCUGGCCUGGCCUGAGCCUUGCUGCUCUGCCAGUAAACGCCUGCUGGAAGUCAUCCAGCAGGAGCUCAGAGCACCAGGUAUUUCUUUUCAGAGACUGGUGAGGACAGAGCAAGGUAUUUCUCCUGAGAUUCACUGCUCCAAAACCAUAAUGGUGUUGUUAGUGAGCGCAGAUGAGGACGUCCCUCCAGAGGUCCAGUCUGUGUCCAAGCAGCUGAGUCGCGCCCAGCACGCCAACAGAGACGCCACCACCGUCCUCAUCCUGCACGGAUUUCAGGCUUCUCUGGGCACCAGACACGACCUGCAGGCACUCCAUGCUGCCCUGCAGACAAAGGGGCCCGAGGAGCUGGAGCACCUCCUAAAGGCAAUGACUGACAGCAUGGAGAAAGCAGCCUCUGCGGCAGAUCUCAUCACAGCCAGACAAGGUCUGCUACACAGCAUGGAGAGGCUCAGAGAAAGCCUGGUUGUUCCUACUCUUGCUGAUGGCUGCCCAGGGGCUGUUGAGACUUUCAUGCUGCCCUUCCCCAAAUGUCACACAUGCUCCUGGGAAAACGACAACUUUGAUUUUCUGAAUCACAUUCUCGCAAGCGACUCCAACCUGGACUCACCUGCAGACUGUUUCCUAAAAACAGAAAUGGAUGAGCAUGAAAAUAAUGACACCAGUGUUGAUGAAGAAGACGAAGUGGAGGGGAACAAAGCGGACCAUGAGUCUCAACACCACCGCAUCUCCACCGCAUCCGCUUCCUCGAGGGACUCCGCGUUUUCCAGCUACUCUCUCUCCUCCAGCUGGUCUGUGGCCUCCACGCUGUCUGGCUCGUCAGGUGUGGAAAGUGACUUCAGUGAGGACACAGCACACGAGGACACGGAGGAAGGACAAGAAAGCCAACCUAAGCUUAGAAAGAAACCCAAAAAGAAGUCCAGAUCCAUCUUAGGCGUAGAGCGCUUCUCUAUGCUUUUCAAGGCUUCCCGCAGCCCGAGCAUGUGCCGCCGUGCCCAGAGCAUGGGCUACCAUGGGGAUUAUACCAAAGACUUUCAAAGAACUGGGUCCCAGCUCAAACACUCCAGGUCCCUGUCCAGACAAGUUCACCCUCUGCAUGCGUCCCCAUCUGCACUGGAUCCUCUUUCCCCCCAGAAGCAUGUGUGCGUCCGCAGGAGGCCAAUCUUGAGCUGUGACGACGGCGAUGUGGCGGAGGUGCCUACCCUGGUCAAAGUGGUGGUGUUUGGAGGUGACAAAGAGGCUGGCAGGCUGGCCAGGGCGUACAGCGACCUGCAGCAGAAAGAGAGUAAAUUCCCCCGACUCACCAAGAUGUGCAAACUGCAGUUUUACUUUGUUCCCACCAAAAGGAGAACUCUAGGAAGCCCAGGAGGUGGAUACACACUGACCGAAGGGCAGAUAGGAAGUUCAAGUAAAGGUGCUGCGUCUGUGGAGUCUAAUGGCAGUGUACUGGAGGACAGUACAACUGAUAUAGCCCAGAUGUUGGGCAUGAUUGACCCCUGGUACGAGCGGAAUGUCCUCAGUCUGCUCAGCCUGUCCUCUGAUGUCCUCUGUCAGACGGCCAGUAAGGAAGGCCACGUGUCAGUCAGCAGUGGCAGCAUGGAGAGUCUUCCCCUGCUGGCAGACUUGGUGCUUUAUUACUGUAGACAUGCAGACCAGCCUGUUCUGGUGCAGCUCUACCAGGCUGAGCUGACCCUGGCUGGAGGAGACAGAAGAAGGGAAGUGUUUAUUCACUCUCUGGAGCUCGGGCACACUGCUGGAACCAGAGCCGUUAAGGCCAUGGGUGCUGCCAGCAAAAGGUUUGGAAUUGAUGAAGAACGGGAAGCUGUCCCUUUAACACUAAGUGUUUCCUACAACAAGGUAGCUAUCAGUGGGAGGAGUCAGUGGACCCAGACUGAGAUGGUUUGCACAUCGAUAAAUCUUCACAAAGACUGCAGAAACCCUGAGCAGCUAGAUUCAAGAAUGGAAAGUCUGAAGCUGACAAUGACAGAGGUCCUGAAGAGACAAUGCUCCAAGUCUAAAAAGGGCUACAACCAGCACAUCUCCAUAUCAGAGAUGAAGGUGGACAAGGUGCAGGUGAACAGUGGUGAAGACGGGACAACAUUUGCUGUGUGUCUGGAUCAGGAUGAGAAGAAGUUCAUCCAAAGUGUCACCAGGUGUGAGGUGUCUCUGUGCUGUAAACCAGGAAGUAGUUCAGACUGGAGGUCCUACAAGCCGUUGCCCGGCCAAGUCCGGCCUCUGCACCCGUCCUACUGCUCUCUGCUCUGCCUUCCCAUCACCUCUUUCUCUGCCUCAUAUCUCUAACAUACUGAGUCCACUGAGGUGAUAUAUAACUUUAAAAAGUUGUAAGCAGGAGAAGUUUGCAUUCAUUCCUUUCUGGCAGAAAGGCUUUCUGCCUUUCUAUUUUCCUAAACCUAACCAAGUAGUCUUGGUGCUGAAACUUAACCAAGUAGUAAUGCUCUAGCAGAAAGGCUAUCUGACAGAAUUCCCUGAGGGCAAACUUCUCCCAAUUGCACUAAGGUUGCGUAGAAAUAAUAAGAUAGGAAUUUAUUGACCCACAUUUAUUUCAGGUUUGUCCUGUAGCUGAUGUCAAGGUGUGUCACAUGGUUGUUGUUCAAAGGAUUAUGUUUUUCUGGCUGAAAGAUAAAGCUUUAGGAAGGUUUUAAAAAAGAUUAAAACUUGUCGGUGAGCUCUUGAAUACAUUUAGGAGAAAAUGAGUUUUACCAGUGAACUUUUGCUGAAAUCUGCAAAAGAUGUGCAUUCAUUGAUGUUGGAGAAUUUUACAGGGUCUCCCCAUCUCAGCAGGGCUUUGAUACUCGUCUGUUAUGUUAAAUAUCUGCUGUCAGUAGCAUAAAACUGAUUACUUGAUUACUUUUGUGUACUUUCUGUUGGUACAUGAUAGAAUAAACCCCCUUUUAGAAAUGUGUAAAUAAGCUAUUUAUUUUGAAGUGACAGUGCUGAAAACAUGUUGUUCAGAAUAUUUUUCAAAAUAUACAUUUCAUUUUGUUACUCUU
Molecule: messenger RNA, 3414 nt
Organism: Micropterus dolomieu (smallmouth bass)
Lineage: Eukaryota; Metazoa; Chordata; Actinopteri; Centrarchiformes; Centrarchidae
Product: phosphoinositide 3-kinase regulatory subunit 5-like
Exons: 17
Coding region: 50-2704 (884 amino acids)
Biological process (GO): G protein-coupled receptor signaling pathway; positive regulation of MAP kinase activity
Cellular component (GO): phosphatidylinositol 3-kinase complex, class IB
Molecular function (GO): 1-phosphatidylinositol-3-kinase regulator activity
Source: RefSeq, a predicted model, not a curated record